AACAACACUGUCAAAACGCUGCUGUGAUUCCAACCCAAGGAUUACAAACAGAUGUGCAGUGUAUGGGUAAUUCUAGCAACAAUGUUGCCAACACUCAAUACUCAAACACUGUCCCAACAUCAUCGCCAGCACAACCAUUACAAUCAUCACAACCAUCACAACAUGAACUUCUUCAAGAACACCAACGGCAAGUUGAUGUAGAACACCAUGAAAAAAUUCUAGAACAAAUGAAACUCAGGCUCCUCAAAUUGUUGUCAAGUGCACAUCCAACAUUGCCACUAACAUUGCCCAGGUCAUGGUUUGGAGUUGUGGUAGAGCAAAUGGAAAUUCAGCUCUAUAAAAUGUAUUCAAGUAACCAACGUUUUGAAUCGUAUAAUCAACUUUUUAAAGAACUUAUACCAAAAUUGGAUAUGAAUCAAAUGAAAUGUCAACUAAAAAAUGCCCAAGGGAUUAAUACCAUGAACUCCUCCAGUGUCAAUGCCGUGCAAUCCAGAAACGUUUCAGCAAAUGCACACGGUCCAGUUCAACAAGCCUCCUCAACGGCGCCUUUUCCCACAUCAGGGUCAACCCCACUCUACAGACACGUUAUGCUACCAACUGCUGCUGACAAUGUCAGCAACCCUCUGGAUGGCUAUGCAAGCAAUUCUGGUCUGACUUUGUCGUCACCACCAUCAUCAUCAUCAUCGUCAUCAUCUUCAUCAUCAUUACAGCAACCUGCAGGCCGCAAUCAUCAUCAUCAUCAGCAGCAGCAGCAGCAGCAGCAGCAGCAGCAGAACUCUCCAAAUUCACAACUUCCCACUUCCUAUGGUCAACCGUGGCCGGUGCCAGGCAGCAGCAGCUGUGGUGGUGGUGGUGGUGGUGGUGGUGGUUGUUUGCAACCGAUGCAGGAGUGGUUGCAGAAUCAGCAAUCAAGUCAUUUUGCCAGUGAUUUGACUAGCGGCGGCGCAGGCCCACAGGCUCACACCCACACCCACACCCACACAAACACCGCACCGCUCACACACAUGACAGCUAAUGGCCACAACACGAUGCCACAGGCUUUGUGGUCCAAUCCUCCAAUGCGAAUUCGGCAAACUGCUCAUGCCAUACAACCCACACACCUCAUAGGUAAUGGACAUGGACACAGCCUAUUCCAAGCCUCACCAGCACCAACACCAGCACCAUCCCUACAUCCAUCACAAAUGACAAAUUAUCAAAUGCAAAAUCAGCUAGAUGCACACGCAGGUGGUUUAACUCGCUCAGGCUAUACUACACAGACACCGACUUCAAAUCAACCAAUACGGAAUCAUCAGCAAUCAAGUGUUUAUGCUAGUAAUUUGACCAACUCAGGACAUACCUCACCACAGCUCACACACAUGACGGUUAACGGACACAGCCCUACAGAUAGUGGUGGCCACAGUCUAUUCCCCAGCUUUUUCCACAGCAUACACUCACCGCAGCCAAGCCACCAAAGUCAACAGAUGUGGCAAAAUACCGGUAGGCAAAAUGUCCGUGCCAUACAGGAAAAACCCACGUACAGCACAGUUAAUGCACGUGGACCGAGCCUAAUACAAGCACCCCCAGCACCCGCCCUAUAUCAAUCACGGUCAAAUCAUCAAAUGCAAAAUCAUUUGUCAACGUUGUCCCGAGCCGCAUCUGGAUCGAACUGCCAGACUCAGGACUCGGGACAGAUGUUGGAAGGGAGCGUUACAUCUGUGGCCAGCGUAGACAACACAAAGAGUCGCUCGAAGAAGAAGAAGAAGAAGAACUUAAAAACUUUGGGGUCAACCCCCCCUCCGCCACCGUAUCGCAAACCGGCACCCAAAAUAUCACCACCACAGGUGACCCAACAUCAAAAUACGCCCCCUUCCACCGAUGGCAGCAUUUCGGCCAACACCGAAGGGCAGACCUCUUCUCCCUGUUACCCAGGAGACAAGACAGCUGGCUUGACAGAUUGCUUCGUCCUAAACGUAGUCCCAUUGAUUCCGGUCAAUCUGCAAAUGACUGUAGUUGGCAGCGUGGCUUCUAGUGUACCUAGUGAACCACAAAGCUUAAGUGUUCAAUCGUCAAAGCAAUUGUCGUCGAACGCCGUGCUAAUAAUUAACCAACAUCCCUUGCUGUCAAAUGUCCUUUUUGGUGGCAAGAUUAUCAAUAAAGACACUGUUACCUCUCUUGCAAACGAUGCCCCAUCAGCUGAUCAACCACAGUGCACCACCAGUGACGCUGCUGCAGCCCUCCACCCGAAAGACACCAUUGCUACUGAAGCACCCUCACAACAACCAUCAAUUUGCCCAAACGCAGACCCGCAUAGCACAGAGACGAGCUUACAGACAAUAGACUCUCUUACUGAUGAAAACUCUGUGUGCUUGGAUAGAGUUCUCAUGAACCCAAUUCCCUUUAGCCUGGGAAAAUUGAGAACGUUGGUGACAGAUCUGGAACUGAGAGAAAAAGAAACAAAAGCCGAGGACGUGCCAGACUUUGGGCGCUCCAUACUUGAUUGUUAUUGGGGCGGAGACUACGGUAACUACAUGACGGAGGAGGCGAACGGCACCUUCGACGAUAUUUUCAGGGAAGCUGAACAGUUUGAGACAGGGCAGACAGACGACAAACACGUGUUGAACGGGGUAACACAUCUCAAUGAGUUGAUCAAAAGCAGAGACGACGAUACUCCCUCCGAUGACGGAGCUGCUCCAGUCACCGAUGCGGAAAGCUGCUACAAGUCGUUCUGGAGAAAUGUGAGCGACGAACCGCUGGAUAUUGACAAGGAACUGGCAGAUUCGGAUUUCGUGAAGGACAACCUCCCAUUAAUUUGGGAAAUGAUGGAGAUUCAAAGAAAAGCCUGGCUUGAUAGCAUCCAAGCUGAAAGCGAAUCAGUAGACAACACAGACCUAAUCCGCACCUCUGACAAUACUUUGAGAGAAACUGAACAGUCGAUAAAGAUGGAGAUUCAAGGAACCAGCACCUAUAAUAACACCCGAGCUGAAAGCGAAACAGUGGACAGCGAGAAAGACAACCCCCUGUCCCUGCUUAAACAAAUGUGUGAAAACGUUAACGAUGGUCCUGCCGAGGCAGAAGAAGACGACGCAUGCGCGGUAUACGAGGUGCUGGACUGUGAUCAGGAUUUGAGAGCUGCCAUUGAAAUUGCCACAAAGUGCACGUCCAUCCUGGACAGGAUCAAGGACAGUCAAGUAGCCUGCCCCGAUAAUAUUCAAACCGAAAGCGUAACAGUAGACAACACUGACAGACUUCAGAAAAUUCAGACAAGUCUCUCAUCAUCAGAAGACUCUCUGGAGUUGAACCCUCAACCCUCCAGACACUAUCCGAACAGUCAAGAAAAGGACAAGAACACUGUAGUCACAGCGUAUGAAUUGCGAAAGUUUGUGAAUGAGCUGAGCACGGCAGACUGGUUGGACGUGGACGCGGACGCUCAACCCAGCAACUCUCCUGAGAACAAAGAUUACAGUACUCUAGUGGACAUUGUACUAAAACAGACCCUAUAUUCUAGCAAAACAUUGGCCAAUGGAAAUAUUGCGAAAGACAAUUGUCAGUCAGGGUUGGAGAAGACAGAGGAAAAAGACAUCCACCUCGAUGACACCCAGUCUGAAAAUGAAAAAGCUGACAGCACUGUAGGAAGUUGUAAUAAUAAUCAUCGCCAGGAUUUGGACAAUUAUCUGCCAUCAGAGACUGUGGAUUGCGGCAUUGAUGACCUUGACACUGCCAUGGAGGUCAACAGCAGCUCUUCACCAUCUGUACUCACUGUUGAAGAGUCAAAUACGGCUGGCCAGGAGUGUCCUGUGGGUCAAAAUGAAGCCAUGCUGUCCAUGAAUAUCAAAGUGCUGUCAGUGGACGAGUCGAAUUGUCUUUCAAAUCUAUUUAGUGAGACCACAUCUGCCAUUUGUUGCGAUACUGACGACUCUGACUCUGAGAAUGAUGUUGUGACGGGACCGGAACACCAAUUCCCAGUCAGAAUUAUUGAAACACAGACAACCUGGAACGGGAAAAGAGAAAAAAACACAGAUUUAACUGAACUGCUUGACGAACGCUUGACGUGCCCCAUUUAUGUUGACAUUAGUGAUGAUGAUGAUGCUGAUGACGAUGAUGAUGAUGACGAUGUGGAGUGCGUAACAGAUAUGAAUGCUACGACUAUUUGCCGAGUCCUGAGUCUGGAAGAAGCGUCAGUACUUGACUUGAGUGAGGAGAGCAUCCCCAAUACCCCCCGAUACCCGCCAACACCCCCCGAUAGUUCUGAUGUGGAGUUUGUUGGCUCUCCCCAGUCAGAUGUAGCUGUAUGUCAAGUCCAGACCCCAGGAGAUUUCACAAUAAUUGACAGAGAGGAGAGGACCUUGUCCCCCAACACUAGUGAUAGUUCUGAUGUGGACUUUGUAAACUCUCCCCUCUACAGUGACAGUACAGUAGACUUUGCAGUACUUGACAGAGAAGAGGGCACCUCUUCCUCCAAUAGAAAAGUGGGGUUCGUUAACUCUAACCAAUCAGAGGCAGCUAGACAUCAGGUCCCAACCACUGAGAAGUUACCGGUACAUGACAGAGGGACCAUACUUACUCCCUCUGCAGAGAAAACUGUUGAUGGAACUGUGGCAACUAACUGUCAAAAAAGGUCAAAGCUAGAACGUGAUCAUAUGACACUGUUGAAUGGGAAAAACAAUUCUGCUGCUACUCCUAACAAAAAGACUGUGAAGCGCCAGCGCAACAAGCACAAGCAGAAAGACAACAACGAGCAUAAGAGAGACAAGGUUAGCGAUUUGGAGAUCCCUGCCCCAAAGCCAUCACACAGUGGCGUGACAGUUAAAAAGAGGGACUCUUUGGUUGGUUCUGAGGAGAUCGCUGCUCCAAAGCAGUCGAGUAGCGGAGUGAAAUCAAGCUCCCCCAUCUCCCCGUUAGCUCCCACAAAGAAAAGGGCAACAGAGGAAAGACCCAAAGAAAGGCCCAUCAAUGAAACGCCAAGUGCAGAAAGUCUGGGAACAGAAAAUGGCAACAACAUCGCUCUACCUAGGAUGUACCAGCCGCUACCCUCCAAGACCAAUGAGACCAAAUCACCCCAAGAGAGACAUGAUGACCAAGACAAAGAAAACUCGACCUCUGCAUCGGCAGGGGUAAAGAAAACCAUCACGUGGUCAGAGACUUUGACAACAGUUGAACCGCCCCGAGCCAAUGACUAUUCUGCACGAGACAAGAACGAUUCUGCACGGGACAAGGUGAUGCGGAGCUGGGGGGACUCUUUCGUUCCCACAGCAACGUACAGACAGCGGAGGAGAUCCUCAGGGAGCUGCGAUUUGGCGGGAAAGAGUCCCAGCAGAAACCAUGACGACGCUCAGGAGGGCGAGGCCACGAGGAGGAGGAACGCAUCCGGAGAAGGCACCUCUGAGCAAGGCGAGCAUCCGCCAUCAUCGCCGGGCAAGAAAAUGAAGAAACACGCAAAGAGGCCGAGAAGCCCAGACGCUCAGGAGGACGAGGAAACGCGGAAGAGCGCGUCAUCAUCAUCGCCUGUCAAGAAGCCAAAGAAGCGCACUCGCAGCACACACAGGUCUUUCAGCCUUAACGAGAUGAGAAGGGAGGCCGAGAUGAUGUGCGGACCAAACCUGACGCCACAAGAGAAGACUGAGUUGGGGCUUGCCGUCGUCGAACGAUACAAGCAACGGCGUCUCUCUGAAACACAGCACUGAUGUGAAGGUCGGAAGGUUAAGACAAUCAUGCAUAAAUUAAAUCGGCACCCUGCCAGAAGUCUCCAGUGAUGUCGCUUUGCCUGGCUGCCAUCCAGCUUCGGUGCCAUCUCCAUCCAGCUUUGAUGCCAUCUCCAUCCAGCUUCGCGUCGCCCAUUGUGUCUUGAGGUUUGGACUGUUGGGGAUCCAGCUCGGCUGUAGGCCUGACCAACCACCACAACCUGUGCCAUCUCCGUACAGCUUCGGCGGCGGUGCGUCACCCAUCGUGUCCUGCAGCUGGAUGCCUCCUGCUGCUUGCUGUUCAUCAGCGGCUCGCCUCCACGAUAGGAGGCUCUGGGUUUUCAUAUCCCCAUGGCCUUUCAUCACCAUUCCCAUUGAAGGUUUGCUCAUCUCUCCACCAACGCUUCCAUAACAUCAUGGACAGAGAACCUUCCAUUUCCAUGUUCUUUUAUUGAGUCUUUGUAUAUCUGAGUGGCUGUAUUUGUUUUUGUUUUUAUGUUAUAUGAUCUUUAAAGAACUUUUGAGUGUUUAGGAAACCGCUAUACAAUACCAAUGUAUUAUUAUUAUUAUCAUCGUAUUAUCUUUCUUCAGUGUUAUGAACAGUGCAGAAUUGUACUGUGCCAAUUUGGGGGAAAAAAGCUGUAAUUAUACUUAGUUACAAUGCUAUUAACUUAAGUUACAAUACAUUCUACUGUCACUUUGAUUUUAAUGGUGCUCAGUGUGGUGGGUCAGAAAGAACCUAUUCCUGGACCUGCGACUUUUUAGUCUGCAUGCUGCCCCAUCACCUCCUGGAUGGGAAGUGAAAGAGUCAUGACUCCUGAUCUAUAUUUACAGUUAUUUUGUAGAGAGUAAGUAAUGCAAAAGUACCGUAAUGCCCAACAUUUUAAAUACAGUAUUAUUGUAAUGUAAUGGAUUACUUUGAGAUCACAGUGACAUGUAAUCAGUAAUGCAUUACAGUUUUUGGAGUAACAUGACCAACACUGUUUGGGAUACAUACUCUACAGCAUUUGAAUGUUUACCUGCAUUUGAAUGUUUACUACCCAUUUUUACAUUCAGUAAUUUACCUGCCAUAUUCGGAAUUUAUCGGACAAGAAAUGUUCUUUAGUGUUUUCUUACUUCUGUUUGGUCUGUUCAUCUGGUUGUGCUGCUAUUUUUUUUAAUUGUGCUUGUCAAUUUUUUAUGUACAGUAUUUGCAAGUACCCUUUCACCACUGCCUUAAGUUUAUCUUUUAUUUCCUAAUAAUUUCGUGGUCCACCUUUAUGCUGUAUAUGAAGUAAUAUUUUCCUUCACACAGACAACUGGAAGUUGCUAACUACGUUAGAUACUUCGUUGUUUUCAAUGUAACGAUACACUUCACUCACGAUUCAGUUUGGGUCUCGAGUUCUCGGUUCAGUACAGUGCAGUAAGGGCUGAACUUGAUGGGCCUUGAUGGGCCUCUCUCUUUCUCUCUGGCUGGGGCAGCCGUGGCCUAGUGGUGAGAGAGUUGGUCUUUCAAUCCAGGGGUUGCAGGUUCGAAUCCCCCCUGACCUCUCCCUACAUCUCCAUCCGUGGCUGAAGUGCCCUUGAGCAAGGCACCUAACCCCACAUUGCUCCAGGGACUGUAGCCAAUACCCUGUCAAAUAAUAACUGUAAGUCGCUUCGAAUAAAUGGAAGCGUCAACUAAGUGCAAUCUAAUGGUUUGGCUCGCCAACACAUGCACCCCACACGUAAACUGAAGGGCACACACCACAUGACUGAACCUGGUCAACCAGAAUUGCUUGAAAAAGGUCAUUAGACCGAAACGUCGCAAGUAAAACUCUGCAAAUGUGAACAGUGUGCAAGGGGGCCUUUUUUGUCUCAACCAAGACUUGUCUACCAGUCAUUGAGAGAGAUAAUGAAGCCUGUGACAACGGUUUAUCUCUCAGUUCGAUACAAUAUUGUUGGACACUUUUGGAUUGAAGGGGCCCCUCAAAAUUAACAGGGCAGAACUGACUUUAUUUUUUUAUGUAUUUAUUUGUUUUUUUGCCAAUAGACAGGGGUCUGGUGUUGCGCCAGUAGCUCCAGUCCUUAUGGUUGCGUUCGUUCCAAAGCGAUAAUCCACAGAAGCAAAGAGUGGAGCGCGCACACCGUCAGCAGAUGCAAUAAUUUGGAUGCAAUAAAUUUCCACCUGGAAAUGCCCGCUAUGCAAGAUGGCCAGGGGCCCACAAGGGUGCGGGGCCCACCUGGAAAUGCCCGCUAUGCAAGAUGGCCAGGGGCCCACCUGGAAAUACCCGCUAUGCAAGAUGGCCAGUCCAGCCCUGUCUGUCGGGGCUGGACUGUAACUGAAAAUCGGGCCGGGCAUUUCCAACCAAGUCUGGUCCACCAGGCAUCGAGAGACACAAUGAAAUCUGUGACAACAUUUUAUUUCUCGGUGUGAUACAAUAUCGUUACAGCCCUAUUAGGUACACUGCAGUCAAGAGGGCUGGACUGUAACUGAAAAUCGGGCCGGGCAUUUCCAACCAAGUCUGGUCCACCAGGCAUCGAGAGACACAUUGAAAGCUGUGACAACAUUUUAUUUCUCGGUUUGAUACAAUAUCGUUACAGCCCUAUUAGGUACACUGCAGUCAAGAGGGCUGGACUGUAACUGAAAAUGGGGCCGGGCAUUUCCAACCAAGUCUGGUCCACCAGACUUUUUUGUCUCUCGUACCCCCUAAGCCUCUUAGUUGUGCCGUGAGUACCCCCUAAUUCAUGUUCUAUAUCGCUUUAUCUGUCCUGAUGUGACUGCUCCACACAUUUGUUAUAACAAUACAAUUUUUCCAAGUACCCCCUGCAGUGUGCUCGCGUACCCCUAGUGGUACACGUACCCCUGGUUGGGAAACACUGUGAUACAGUAUCGUUAUAGCCCUAUUAGGUACACUGCAGUCGACAGGGCUGUUCCGGUACAGAGAAUCGGGCCGGGCAUUUCUAACCAAGAAUGGUUCACCAGGCACUGAGAGAGACAAUGAAGCCUGUGGUGACAUUUUAAUGGUCUUAUAUGAGCUAUUUUGACCACAAUAGCCAUCAUGCUUUAUUUAAAUCUGGCUACCUCCUUGCUGUUGUGACACAAGGACAGAUUAAACACCAUUGGGGAGGAGAGGGCCAAGCCAGUCAUCCACAGUCCCCCGGGCAAAUGCCCUGCAUGCCAAAUGGUCAAUCCAGCCAUGAGUGCACUGCUUCCAGUAAUACUUCCAUCUGUCUGCGUGUUAAUUUGGAUAAUUUGUAUACCUAAUGCAACAUAUUGUUGCCUUUUCUUUUUACAUCAAUUAUGUUGAAUUUUUAAAAGAUGUUUUUUAUAUAUCUGUAUCAGUAUUUUAUUUUUUAUAAUGACAAUGACUGUUUUCAAAAGUAUUUUGGGCAAUGCUGAAAGAAAAAUGUACUAAGUUGCCCAGAAUGUCUUCAAGGUUUGUUCUGUACAGAUGCACUGUGUUUCACUAUUGAUGUUAUUGUCUGGAAGUCUGUGGAAAGGCCAAGGGGGCCAGAAAUGUCCCUGUGAAAUAAAUGUUUUCAUAAGA
Messenger RNA from Engraulis encrasicolus (European anchovy), 9166 nucleotides. RefSeq lists its product as uncharacterized. The transcript is spliced from 3 exons. The coding region runs from base 63 to 5660 and encodes 1865 amino acids. The record is from RefSeq and is a predicted model, not a curated record. Lineage: Eukaryota; Metazoa; Chordata; Actinopteri; Clupeiformes; Engraulidae.